Molecule: messenger RNA, 894 nt
Organism: Trematosphaeria pertusa
Lineage: Eukaryota; Fungi; Ascomycota; Dothideomycetes; Pleosporales; Trematosphaeriaceae
Exons: 1
Coding region: 239-691 (150 amino acids)
Source: RefSeq, a predicted model, not a curated record
UACUGGAGGACUUUUAGAGUCGUAUACAGCGGCUUUAGCCUGUGCUAUAUGCCUAACGUAAGAUCGUAGGAGACGUUCCUAUAACCUGAAACCACGAUGAGUAGUGUCGCCUUGCGACAGUCUCAUUCCUCUAGCUGUAACGAGGAUGACGAUUGUGGGCUGUUAUGAGUCAGCCUGACCUAUUCAGUGAAUAUGUGCGUCCGAAAAGGUUCUAUUUUGGUCUUUAGGUGGAAACCUCAUGGCCAUGUGGUGUCUUCUCAGAUACCAUCCAAAGCUGUCGCAGAUGAUUCGAGUUCCACGGAUAGUAGGUCGCCCGUUGUUUACACGAGACAGCAUUUCCGACGACGGUUCCCACCACGUCGAUCUGUUUAUAGCGCUCCUCGGAGAUGGGCCUGUUGAUAACACAUCAGUUAAGUCCAGCACUGACUCGACGCCCUUCGCGAUCUCCGCGCCCAUCCGCCACAGCACGGAUCUUUCGCGAUCCGUCCCGCUCCGUUUCGACACACGAGCCAUGUCCUCAUCUGGUCGUUAUCGCGAUAAUGAAGUUGCUUUUUGGGAAGGGCGAUGCCAAUAUGGCGGGGUAACUCUAUUUGCGAAACGAAAGAACAGAGCGAGGCGGCGAGGAGCAGAUGUUGGAGGUUUUUUGGGAUACUGCAGCUUUGUGGGUCCAUGUCGUCAGUACCAGGAAUAGACGGGUAGAAAAACGUGUUGCAAAGGCCGCGGAUGUCCCUUUCCCCGGUUGAUGAAGCAGCCGGCCGUGGGCAGAGAGUGGUUUGCGUUUCUCGGAAACAUGUGGUGUACUCCCCUCGAGUCGGACAGGCACCCGCACGUAUCUUCCCGUGUAGCCCGCGAUUUCUCAAAUAUAUACGUUGAAGGGUGACACAAAAGCCCUGU